UUUUCCCGGACUGCUCUGCGGUGGGGGGUUUCUGGCGUGCUGAGCUCGGUAUGUGGCGGCUGGCUCGCAGGCUCUGUGUGCAGACUGUGAAGGCCAGCAAGCUUUCCCGCCCUUGGAGCAGGCCCGCCGCCCUCAUGUCCACUCUGCUGAUCCAUCAUCCCCAGUAUGCCUGGCUGCGAGACCUGGGGCUCCGCGACGUUAACCAGGGCGUGUUUAAUGGAAGCUGGGGCGGCCGGGGAGAGGUGAUUACGACCUAUUGUCCUGCUAACAAUGAGCCAAUAGCAAAAAUCCUACAGGCCAGUAUGAAAGACUAUGAAGAAACCAUAGACAAAGCCAAGAAAGCUUGGGACAUCUGGGCAGAUGUUCCCGCCCCAAAGCGAGGAGAAAUAGUCAGAAAGAUUGGUGAUGCCUUGCGGGAGAAGAUCCAAUUACUGGGAAGACUGGUAUCUUUGGAGAUGGGGAAAAUCUUAGUGGAAGGAAUAGGAGAGGUUCAGGAGUACGUGGACAUCUGUGACUAUGCUGCCGGCUUGUCGAGGAUGAUCGGGGGACCUGCCUUGCCUUCUGAAAGACCUGGCCAUGUGCUCAUCGAGCAGUGGAACCCGCUGGGCCUGGUGGGAAUCAUCACGGCCUUCAACUUCCCCGUGGCUGUGUUUGGCUGGAACAAUGCCAUAGCUCUGAUCGCAGGGAACGUCUGCCUUUGGAAAGGAGCCCCAACGACUUCCCUCACUAGUAUAGCUGUUACAAAGAUUGUAGCCCAAGUUUUGGAGGACAACCUGCUGCCUGGUGCCAUUUGUUCCCUGAUUUGUGGUGGAGCAGAUAUCGGCACAGCAAUGGCCAGAGAUGAGCGUGUGAACCUGCUGUCCUUCACCGGGAGCACUCAGGUGGGGAAGCAGGUGGCCCUCAUGGUGCAGGAGAGAUUUGGGAAAAGCUUGCUGGAGCUUGGAGGGAACAAUGCCAUUAUUGCUUUCGAGGAUGCAGACCUCAACUUGGUUCUUCCGUCAGCUCUGUUUGCCGCCGUGGGAACAGCUGGCCAGAGGUGUACCACUGCGAGGCGACUGUUUUUGCAUGAAAGCAUCUAUGAUGAAGUUGUAACCAGACUGAAAAGUGCGUACUCACAGAUCCGUGUUGGGAACCCCUGGGACCCCAAUAUUCUUUAUGGACCGCUCCAUACCAAACAGGCAGUGGACAUGUUUGUGAGAGCCGUGGAAGAGGCAAAGAAUGAAGGCGGCACAGUGGUCUAUGGGGGCAAGGUCAUGGAUCACCCUGGCAAUUACGUGGAACCCACCAUUGUGACUGGUCUCGAACAUGAUGCGCCCAUUGUUCACGAGGAGACUUUUGCCCCAAUCCUCUAUGUCUUCAAAUUCAAGAAUGAAGAAGAGGUCUUUGAAUGGAACAAUGAAGUAAAACAGGGACUUUCAAGUAGUAUCUUUACCAAGGAUUUGGGCAGAAUCUUCCGCUGGCUUGGACCUAAAGGCUCAGACUGUGGCAUUGUGAAUGUCAACAUUCCUACCAGCGGGGCUGAGAUCGGCGGUGCAUUUGGAGGAGAGAAGCACACUGGCGGUGGCCGUGAGUCUGGCAGCGAUGCCUGGAAGCAGUACAUGCGGAGAUCCACGUGUACCAUCAACUACAGCACGUCCCUCCCUCUGGCUCAAGGAAUCAAGUUUCAGUGAUCCAGCACUGGCGAGACAUCACUUAGCUGUUCCUGCGGCUGCUCUGAAGAAGCCUGGGAGGACUCUGAUUUGCCCUGGAUAAAGGAUCAAUUUGAGUACAGCAGUGGCUAAUCUCCAGUGAUCCCAGGCCCCUGACUAAAUCAAGCUACUCAUUUAUCAAAAAUUCAAAAUUAAAUAUUCACAGCCUAGCUACAUUUCCAAAAGAUAGGUUUGGUGAGUUUUUAUGUCACUAAUUACUUUUUUUAUUCCAGCUAAUCAUUUCUUAGUGAAGUACACGCCCUCAUAGGACGUGGGGGCCGUGGACAGUGGAACAGAAGGGAAGAAGUCUUUGCAGUCGAGAGAUGAAGACCGUCUUCCAAGCAGUGCUGAAUACUAGUGGUCCUGGCAGGGAUUGAAGGGGAGUACCCCUCACGUGCCGCAGACUGUUGAGUGAAAUAUUAAAGUAGAACCACUGGCACAUUCCCGCUCUUGCGCCUCUGCCCUGGUGGCCUGGCAGGCCAUGCACUGGCAGGCAAUGGCCGACCUGUUUUUAUAUCGUGGAGAUUCUGACUCUGAACUCCACGAUCUCUUCACCCAGCUCGCUAGGUUCCCACUGGCGAGCCGCUACCACGCCAGCCCCGUGCUUCAAAUGCCACACAGCCUUUGUGGAGCACCUCAGGCAAACCCGUGCUUUUCUCUCUUAAACCCAGACAAGCCACCAAGUGAAGGAAAACGCAACACAAACUUAGUUCAGAAACAGUGGUAAUUCAGUCUCUGGGUGCAACAACUAAAACCUAGUCUUGUAAGCCUCAUUAAAAUCUGAUCUUUCCAGUGGCUGAUCCUCGUGGCUCCGCCAUGAUGCCAGGAAACACUAAAAGCUACAUCUUACCCCUCUGCUCUCCUGGGUCCAAAAAGAAGUCACACUCUCCUGCUUUCUCAAUUCCUCAGUCCAACCCGGAAGUCCUGCCUACUGGCCCAGUGAUUGGCUCCUUUAUUGUUCAGGGGAUUGGUUCACAAGAACAGCACUAGGCCCAUCCACGACAAGAGACCAUAGCACAGUUUCAUGUACGUGAUUUGCAGUGUUCCAAAUCACAAUGGGUCAUUGUUAGGUGAAGUGAGGAACUUAACACACUUGUGAAUGGUGACUAGGAUAUGUGAACUCCUGGGUUCAAAUCUCAGCACCGCAACAACAAAAAUAAUGCUCUCAUGACAAAGGCUGUUCACCCAGUUAUGAGUGCACCUGACUGUGUCAGCCAGAAAGACAUGUACAGGGGGAGACAGACCUUUGUUUUUGUCCCAAGGCUUGCUGGGAACUUUGGGACUGAAGUUGCUCAUGACAGCACCUCUGGGUGGGUCGAGUCACCUUGGGCCAUAUGCCAGAGCCGUAAGCGGGACUUCCAGGUUGGGCAGAAGAAGAGAGGAAGCAGGAGGGAGUGGACUCCUUUUUGGACCCAGGACAGCAGAACAGUAAGAUGUAAGAAACAUCUAGAGUUUCUGCAGCUGCUCAUGGGUUUCUUCUCGGGGAAGGUCACUGCUGAGAGUCUCAGGUCACUGGGAAGCUGCUGGCCACAGCGGUCCCUGUUCUGUGGUGCAGUUGCCCUGUUCUUUGGUGCAGUCACCACUGGGCCUGCUGCUGCCAUGUCAGGCUCGUGAGUCAUGGUGUGGAAAGAUUUGGACGAUAGUCAGAACUAACAGCGAGGAAGAAGCAGGUGGAACACUAAUAUAUUAACAUGGUAAUAUACAUUUAUAUAAUUAAAUUUAUAAUAGAUUUGACUAUAAAGAUUAAAGGGCCUGUGAAUAUAGCUCAGGUAGAAUGCUUGCCACUCAAUGCCUGGAGUUCCAUCUCCAGCACUGCACUAAAUUCAUACAAAUAUCCACAUUUAAGUCAGAUCUAUUAUAAAGUUGUAAAUGCGUGUUCAUACUGCUGCACUGUCACCUGUGAGUAGCAUUGACCUGGGCAAGUCCUUGCCAUCGCUGGAUACGAGCCAAGCCAGAUCCUGACGAUGGACCUGAGUGUGUGGGAAAGACAGUGAGGACAGGGAACAGUUCAUUUCUUAGGGAAAACACCGACAAUGCCGCUGCUUACUAGCAAGAGACUGACGUGGCCCGCCAAGGUCUGGGGGUGGGUUCUGAAUCGUUGCUAUGGCCACGAGGACAGAUCGCUCUUUUUCAUAACCCACGCAGAAUGCAGUGAGCUAGCCAGUGUCUAAUGCCUGCAUUAGAACUAUUUUCUCUCCUUGAGGCAGGCUUCUGGUUUUGGCCAGUGAGAGCCUGGGUUUGUAGGUGUGUGUCUCCACCCAGCUUUAUUCUUUAAAGCAAGAGAAUGUGUAAUUUUGGAAAGAGUUAGAGGAAAGUGGAGUUGGAGGAUCAGGAACAGGAGUGUGGAGUGGCCUCCUUGCCAGAUGAAUGGACACAGCGGCGCACACCUGCGAUCCCAGCGUCGGGGAGGAUCGUGAGUUCUAGCCCAUCCUUGGAAACGUGAGAUGAUGUCAUUGUGAACAAAACAAACCAUAAAUACAAUUGGGAUCAUGCUGUAACCCUGGCUGGCCUUGAACUCAGAUCCACCUGUCUCUGCCCCCGCCCCCACCCCACCCACCCACCCACCCAGAUCAGACUGCUCAUUUUGCGUAAAACCACUUCACACUUUGAGUUAAAUGUUUAAAGAGCUGUGUUGAUGUGGCCACACAUGAAAGUGACGUUGAUGCACAGUGUUCUGAAGGUGACGAGGAGCUAGAAUCUUGGCCAGAACCGAUUCUGAAAGUUUCCUUUGAAAUUUCAUUUUUGUGUGUUUCUAUCACAAGGGCUCUGUCUUUGUCAUAAUGGUUUUACUAAAACGUUUGCUUUUAAGUUGUCUUUUUCUGGUUUUAAGAAAUAAAGAUUACUUGUGCGCA
Apodemus sylvaticus (European woodmouse) is the source of this 4540-nucleotide messenger RNA. It is a transcript of the gene Aldh7a1, whose product is annotated as aldehyde dehydrogenase 7 family member A1. Bases 51 to 1670 code for a protein of 539 amino acids. NCBI's taxonomy places the organism in Eukaryota, Metazoa, Chordata, Mammalia, Rodentia, Muridae. The record is from RefSeq and is a predicted model, not a curated record. The transcript has 18 exons. Gene Ontology annotation, molecular function: aldehyde dehydrogenase (NAD+) activity.